Messenger RNA from Myzus persicae (green peach aphid), 3805 nucleotides. It is a transcript of the gene slpr, whose product is annotated as mitogen-activated protein kinase kinase kinase 10. Gene Ontology annotation, molecular function: ATP binding; protein binding; JUN kinase kinase kinase activity. Lineage: Eukaryota; Metazoa; Arthropoda; Insecta; Hemiptera; Aphididae. Bases 24 to 3371 code for a protein of 1115 amino acids. Gene Ontology annotation, biological process: protein phosphorylation. The transcript is spliced from 15 exons. The record is from RefSeq and is a predicted model, not a curated record.
AAAUCAGGUAGCAGCCGUAACGAAUGCCUCCGGCGUCGUCGUCCAUGGAACACCUAGGCCCAAGUUUCGGAAGUCCCAACUUGCGCAAUCCCUACUCGCCAUCCCGGACCACAAAGUUCCACGGCCCGAACGCCGCAUACCCGAACACCACCACAUCGUCCUCGUACUACAAGAACAAGUACGCCACCCAGCAUCAGCACCAGGCGGCCGUCGCCGCCAACCUGCCACUGUGGACGGCGAUAUACAACUAUGAGGCGCAGGGCGAGGACGAGCUGAGCCUCAAGCGGGGCGACAUUGUUGAGGUACUGUCCACGGACGCCAAGAUAUCUGGCGAUGAGGGUUGGUGGACGGGAAAGCUCGGCGACAAGGUGGGUAUAUUCCCAGCCAACUUUGUCACUGAGAACAACAUUUUGGAGAAUGUCACUACAGUGGUGGGCAACGCACACAUUACUGAAAUCGACUUCGGAGAGCUCGAGCUAGAAGAGGUCAUUGGUGUUGGUGGUUUUGGCAAAGUAUACCGUGGCUAUUGGAACAAUAAGGAGGUGGCCGUCAAAGCUGCACGCCAGGAUCCUGAUGAAGACAUCAGCGAGACAGUGAAGAAUGUCAAACAAGAGGCCAAUCUGUUUUGGCUGCUGGACAACGAGAACAUUGUGUCCAUGUUGGGUGUUUGUUUGCAAAUUCCAAAUCUGUGUCUCAUCAUGGAGUACGCUCGAGGGGGUUCACUUAAUCGUGUGCUGAUGGGAAGGAAAAUACGACCGGACGUACUUGUUGAUUGGGCCAUUCAAAUUGCCAGGGGCAUGAACUAUUUGCACAAUGGUGCGCCAAUAUCGUUGAUUCACAGAGACUUAAAAUCAUCAAAUGUGCUUUUGAAUGAAACAAUUGAAAACAACGAUCUACAAUUCAAGACAUUAAAAAUCACAGACUUUGGUCUUGCCAGGGAAGUUUACAAGACAACUAGAAUGUCCGCUGCUGGAACCUAUGCUUGGAUGGCACCAGAGGUUAUAAAAAAAUCAAUAUUUUCAAAAGCUAGCGACGUUUGGAGCUAUGGUGUUUUGCUUUGGGAGCUACUUACUGGAGAAAUGCCAUACAAAGGUAUUGAUGUACUUGCUGUUGCUUACGGAGUGGCAGUGAACAAACUUACUUUACCAAUUCCUUCAACUUGUCCUCAACCAUUCAGAGAACUUAUGGAGGCUUGUUGGCAUUCUGAUUCUCACAUGAGGCCUAGUUUUGAAGAUAUACUAACAUCAUUGGAUGAUAUUGUACACUCUGCUUUCACUCAAACACCACACGAAUCUUUUCAUACUUUGCAAGAUGUUUGGAAAGUAGAAAUUGAACAAGUACUUGACGGACUACGAAUGAAAGAAAAAGCUUUUAAAUCUAAAGAAGAAGAAUUAAGGUGUCGUGAAGAAGAAUUAAGCCGAGCUCAGGUACAACAACAGAUUGCUGAAAAACACUUAAAACAGAGAGAACGUGACUUAGAAGCACGUGAAAUGGAAUUGCUCAAAUGGGAACUAAAUAUUAUAAUGCAACAGCAACAAGCAUCGCCAGCAAUACCAACUCCCAACAAACGUCGUGGACAUUUCAAAAAAUCCAACAUUUUGAAAAUGUUAAAAAAAGAACCAAACCAGUUGCCUAUUAGUUCUCCAUCUGAUUUUCGACACACAAUAACUGUACAGCACACCAGCGACAGGAAAAAUCGUGACGCAUCUGGUCCAAACAGCCCACCUGGUUCCCCAAAUAUUCCUAGACUGAGAGCUAUUGCACUGCCAGCAGACGGAGUCAAGGGCAAAACGUGGGGUCCAAGCACAUUUCAUCAACGCGAGCGAGUACAGAUAAUCUGUGGGAGUCCAUCAUAUCCAUCAUCACCAGCCACAACAUCGUUCAAAGGAUGGUCACGAUCAGCGCCCAACCUAGAGAAACAUCAGUUGUCGGUUCGCUCAAACUUCGCGGCUUUGCAAGAAAUAGACUACGGUGGCCCACCAAUGUCUGCGGCUUACUACUGGCCGGACGACGAGGACGACGUCGACGAUCGGCCACAGACUCAGAGAACGCUGUCAUCGGAUCGUCUCCGUACGAGCACCUCGGGCGACGGAGGUGGAUCGGCGGCGACGGCAUCGAAACCUUCGUCAUCGUCGUCUUCGACGGCUGCUGCUUCAUCGACCAAUCACAAGACAACGCCGCUGUUGGAGAGUGUCCUGCGUGCGGCAGCGUCCAUGUUGGCAGGUUUUGGGUUGGGCGGCGCGGACGUCAGGACGUGCAUCUCUUCCGGUCGUAAUGCAACGCUUACGCCCGGUAUGCAGCACACUUCCACCGACACCUCCAACACCACAACCUCCACAUCAGAUUUAAAAUUCUGCCUACACAAUUCUCCCAGCCGCCCGCACAAACACAAUACGUACCACGGCCAGUCGUCGAAGCACUUUCGCAUGCCGUUGCCGCUGAGUUCAGACGCCAAACCUUUGCGGUUCACCGACAGCCCGCAACACCGGCUGAGCCGUUCCCGGCGGAAAUCUAGACCACCACCUCGGAGGAAGUCGAGUAGCGUAGCUGGGUGCGCCGAUGAGAAAAGCCACCAUUCAUUUUAUGGCACGACUUCUAGCGAUUAUUACCAGCAAACAGACUUCGCGUCUCAUACCGGAUACCGUCAGUUGUCCAGCGACCGUGGUGGAUACCGUCAGCUGUCCAAUGACCGGUGCGGAGUUACCAGUGCGGAGUACGAGUAUGAAAACGGUGGUUUGUACGCGUACGACAAUCCGACUGCCAACCACAACGACUCGGUCGGUGGCGUCGACGAUCCGCCGUCAUUUAGUCGAAGUCGAUAUCGGUGUGGGGGCGGAAAUCCGACGUUCAUCAUGGAGCCCGCCGAAACUUGCUCGGUGGUUUUACAUCACACGCAGCGGGCGCCGUCGACUUCACCAUCGCUCCCGUACCUACACCAAAGGCGGGCCGGCGACUAUUCCAAUUAUUUCACGAGCGACGAACGACUACCGCAACCGCACUCGCCCGAGACCCUAAACCGACCUACCACGUUGGAGCCUGGCACGCCGUCGAGACUGCGGUCCAGCCUAAAGAAAUCUGUGUAUGGCAGUCGGCAAACGGCCGUUAGUUCGUCAAGUCCGGGAGUGUCGCCGACCAAUCCGACGCCACCAGACAGCCUGACCAGCGAUGACAGCAGCUACAUGUCGGCCAGGGACAGCUCAGCGGCGUCUAUGUCCACGGCUCGAGUUCGGUUUUCGCCCGUCACGCUGCUGGACCUGCCCACCCACGGGCAACACCAGGAUUCGACUGUUCCCCUGCAGGCAGCCGCGACCACGUCGUCGUCGGCUCCCAAUUCCAGACGAUCGUCCUCGGUUUCGGAGUACUUCGCGUGACUCCAACAGAAAAAAUAAUAGUCAUAAACGUUGUGUUUUAACGUUCAAAAUAAUCGAUUAAUUUAUUAUGUUACGACGUGAUCCAGUCAGCUGCAGUAUUUUAUCCAAUAAACGUUUUUUUUUCUUUUUUAUACCUACGUAUCUAAGUUUAUAUACUUUUUUUAAAUUUAUAAUUUUUUUUUUUCAUUUUGUAUAAGCUAUAAUAUAAUAUUUUGUUUUAUUCAAUAUUGCAUAUUAAGUUUUCAUACGACGCGUUCGUUUCGACUACCGGACAUUCCCGUCUUGUAUAGGUACCUACAUUUAUAUUAUAUAUAUGUAUAUAUAUAUAUAUAUAUAUAUAUCAUCGUCAACUCGUUUUCCAUUAUUAUAUAAUAGGAGAUACGUAUGAUAACGACUUUAUUUAUGAUAUUAAAAUAUAUAUUGUGAUUUUUUAA